Molecule: messenger RNA, 4671 nt
Organism: Diceros bicornis minor
Lineage: Eukaryota; Metazoa; Chordata; Mammalia; Perissodactyla; Rhinocerotidae
Gene: SARM1
Product: sterile alpha and TIR motif containing 1
Exons: 9
Coding region: 217-2391 (724 amino acids)
Biological process (GO): signal transduction; negative regulation of MyD88-independent toll-like receptor signaling pathway; response to axon injury
Cellular component (GO): dendrite
Molecular function (GO): NAD+ nucleosidase activity; signaling adaptor activity; protein binding
Source: RefSeq, a predicted model, not a curated record
UGCAUCCCCUUCCCCAACCGCGUCGUCCCAGAUACCGCCCUCACCCCUCCCUCAAACUUCUGGCCAGCGCCCUUGCCGGGUACCCUCCUCUACAUCCCUCCCUCCUGCAUCAUCUUCUCCCUGGCCGCUUCCCAGGUCCCCCUUUUCCCAACGUCUGGGUCGCUCCGCCCGGCCCCGCCCCUCCAGGCCGGGGAUGUCCCCCGCAGCCCGGCGUCCAUGGUCCUGACGCUGCUGCUCUCCGCCUACAAGCUGUGCCGCUUCUUCGCCAUGUCCGGCCCACGGCCCGGCGCCGAGCGGCUAGCGGUGCCGGGGCCGGACGGAGGCUGCGGCGCGGGCCCGUGGUGGGCCGCGGGCGGCCGCGGGCCCCGCGAGGUGUCGCCCGGGGCGGGCGCCGAGGUGCAGGGCGCCCUGGAGCGCGCGCUGCCCGAGCUGCAGCAGGCGCUGUCGGCGCUGAAGCAGGCGGGCGGCGCGCGGGCCGUGGGUGCUGGCCUGGCCGAGGUGUUUCAGCUGGUGGAGGAGGCCUGGCUGCUGCCGGCCGUGGGCCGCGAGGUAGCCCAGGGUCUGUGCGACGCCAUCCGCCUGGACGGCGGCCUCGACCUGCUGCUGCGGCUGCUGCAGGCGCCGGAACUGGAGACGCGCGUUCAGGCCGCGCGCCUGCUGGAGCAGAUCCUGGUGGCUGAGAACCGGGACCGGGUGGCGCGCAUCGGGCUGGGCGUGAUCCUGAACCUGGCAAAGGAGCGCGAGCCGGUGGAGCUGGCGCGGAGCGUGGCAGGCAUCCUGGAGCACAUGUUCAAGCACUCGGAGGAGACGUGCCAGCGGCUGGUGGCGGCCGGCGGUCUGGAUGCCGUGCUGUACUGGUGCCGCCGCAUGGACCCGGCGCUGCUCCGCCACUGUGCGCUGGCGCUGGCCAACUGCGCGCUGCACGGGGGCCAGGCGGCGCAGCGGCGCAUGGUGGAGAAGCGCGCCGCCGAGUGGCUCUUCCCGCUCGCCUUCUCCAAAGAGGACGAGCUGCUGCGGCUGCACGCCUGCCUCGCCGUGGCGGUGCUGGCAACCAACAAGGAGGUGGAGCGCGAGGUGGAGCGCUCGGGCACGCUGGCGCUCGUGGAGCCGCUCGUGGCUUCGCUGGACCCCGGCCGCUUCGCCCGCUGCCUGGUGGACGCCAGCGACACCAGCCAAGGCCGCGGGCCCGACGACCUGCAGCGCCUCGUGCCGCUGCUCGACUCAUCGCGCAUGGAGGCACAGUGCAUCGGGGCUUUCUAUCUCUGUGCAGAGGCUGCCAUCAAGAGCCUGCAGGGCAAGACCAAGGUAUUCAGCGACAUUGGCGCCAUCCAGAGCCUGAAACGCCUCGUUUCCUACUCCACCAAUGGGACCACGUCGGCGCUGGCCAAGCGCGCGCUGCGCCUGCUGGGCGAGGAGGUGCCGCGGCCCAUCCUGCCCUGCGUGGCCAGCUGGAAGGAGGCCGAAGUCCAGACGUGGCUGCAGCAGAUCGGCUUCUCCCAGUACUGCGAGAGCUUCCGGGAGCAACAGGUAGAUGGCGACCUGCUUCUGCGGCUCACGGAGGAGGAACUCCAGACCGACCUGGGCAUGAAGUCGGGCAUCACCCGCAAGAGAUUCUUUAGGGAGCUCACGGAGCUCAAGACCUUCGCCAACUACGCCACAUGCGACCGCAGCAACCUGGCUGACUGGCUGGGCAGCCUGGACCCGCGCUUCCGCCAGUACACGUACGGCCUGGUCAGCUGCGGCCUGGACCGCUCCCUGCUGCACCGCGUAUCCGAGCAGCAGCUCCUGGAGGACUGCGGCAUCCGCCUGGGCGUGCACCGCUCCCGCAUCAUCUCAGCCGCCAGAGAAAUGCUACACUCCCCGCUGCCCUGCACUGGCGGCAAGCCCAGCGGGGACACCCCAGAUGUCUUCAUCAGCUACCGCAGGAACUCAGGCUCCCAGCUGGCCAGCCUCCUGAAAGUGCACCUGCAACUGCACGGCUUCAAUGUCUUCAUUGAUGUGGAGAAGCUGGAAGCAGGAAAGUUCGAGGACAAGCUCAUCCAGAGUGUCAUGGGAGCCCGCAACUUCGUGCUGGUGCUGUCGGCCGGGGCACUGGACAAGUGCAUGCAAGACCAUGACUGCAAGGACUGGGUACACAAGGAGAUCGCAACUGCUUUGAGCUGUGGCAAGAACAUUGUGCCCGUCAUUGAUGGCUUCGAGUGGCCGGAGCCCCAGGCCCUGCCUGAGGACAUACAGGCUGUGCUCACCUUCAACGGCAUCAAGUGGUCCCACGAGUACCAGGAGGCCACCAUCGAGAAGAUCAUCCGCUUCCUGCAGGGCCGCUCCUCCCGGGACUCGUCUGCAGGCUCUGACACCAGUUUGGAGGGUGCCGCACCCAUGGGCCCGACUUAACCACUGCCUAGUUCCUGAGCCCUGCUGUUGCCAUUUCCUUCGUCCCCCCUGAAGGAGCAGCUCUUCACACUGGCCUCCCUGGACUGAGACAGUCUGGGCCCUUCUUAGGAAAUGGCUCUUCCCUCUCCCCCACCCUCACAGUUCACCUCAAACCCAGCUUCCUCAGUGUCUGGAAAGGAAGGGAAGCCAGGCAUUGGGGGUGCUAAGGUUAGAGCUCCCCAGGCCCUGUCACCAGGUUCUCUGUCUCAGGUGUGGGAGGGUCACUGCUCAGUUCGGGAGACACUGGAGAUCAAGGGUUUGCUGCAAACUACCCCCUCUCCCGCCCUGACAGCAGCCAGCCUGAGUAGGGGGAGGACCUCUGACGGAAUUAGGGCAAUGCUCAGCCCUCUCAGCCAAGUAAAGGCCUGGGCUCAGGAGCCAGCUGGGGAUGAGAGUCCAGUGAUGGCUCUCCUAGUCACCUCAGCUGUGCCUGGCCCCUGGGCUCACCACUUCCUGCCACCUUGUGGCCUUGCUCUGUAACCACUCAGUGCCCUUAGCCAGCCUGGCCUGGUCCCGAGUCCUCUCUCAGCCUUUCUCAGGUGCAGCCUCUUUUGCCACAUCCACGGUCAGAGGUGGGCUGAGCUGGUCCCCACUCUGGCUGGUGUGCAGCUGCGGCCAGCUUCGCUGCCCUCACUGGUGCACGGGAACCCCGUGCUUGGGCCUGGGCCUGGGCCUGGGCCUGGGCAGGGGAGGCCGAGUCUCAAAGGGCAGCUAGCCCCCCUACCCACGCCUUGGUGCUGUGCCUCAGGCUCCUGCCCCACUUGCCCACCUAGCUUCCCCAGCCCCUCACCCACCCAAGGCUGCCGGCCCACUUGCUCAGGGGCAGGCGGGGCGAGGCAGCCCCCUAUGGCAGCAGCAGCAGUAGCCUGGGCAGAACCUGCAGCUCCAUGGGAAGAGGCAAGAUCCUGAAGAAGGGCGAGGGGUGCAUUCAAAUCACCUGGGAAUUCUGUUAAAAUUCCUUUCAGGAGACCUGGGGCGGGGCCUGAGUUUCUGCAUUUCUCACAAAUUCCCAGGUGAGCUAAUGCUGGUGGUCAAGGAAUGACACUUUAAGUAGCAAGACUCUGAAACACACAUCCCUCACGAAUCUUAGCCAUUUCCCCAACGCUCCACUCCAUGGUCUCUGUGAUCAGCAGAGUAACCCUACCUGGUAUUAUCUCCAUUCUACAGAGAAGGAAUUGAAUGACGUGCCCAGCUUCCCGAGUCAGUAGUGGCAGCCCCAGGCUCCAGACCUCACCUCCUGGUGCUCAGUCCACUGCCAGGACUGCUUUCCUGAGAAUCAUCCUGGAGGCUGCACCCCGGGCACGGCUGUUGCUACACAGACAGCUAGCUUCUCCCUUGCCCCAAAGAAUCUAGUAAUGGGAAACAGGUUUUUGCAAUGAAAAGGCUGACCCAGGGGCUAUACAGAAAUAAAUGAGCAGGAAUGUCCCUCUGCCCCUUCCUCCACUAGGGUAGGACAGCAACAAAGUACCCUCCCUCCUGGGUUUAUUAACGCAGGCUUCAGCUAAUGGGGUCAGCUGGAACGUGCCCUGCCCCUUCCCUCCUGAGGGCACUGGGGUCACACCUCAAGGCUGGCUCAGCACCCAGAGCUGCCUCCCGCAGGUGCUGACCAGGUCACUCCUAGCUCUUGAGCUACAUCAUCAGAAAGUCAAAGGUCUCACUCCAGGCUUGGGACUCCUUCCUUCCACUCCCCUCCCUGCCCGAGAGACUGUCUUUGCCGGUCCUGGUCCCGGUUCUGGCUUUGACUGCUCCUUCCUUCACGCCACACGAGAGCCCACCAGUGCCCAGCCCUGGAUAUGACAGUGACUGAGGCAGGCUGGACGUUGCCCUCACAGAUCAGAGACAAUAAUAAUACAGUGUGAUGAGCAACCUGUAGAGGAAGCUUUCUGUCUUUUUGCUGCCAAUCGGUCCUACUCCCUCCUGAGGGCCCCAUGGGCAGUAUUCAGAGGUUUCCCGGCCCUGUUGAUCUGUUUGGUACUCCCUCCACUGCUGUCCCCUGCUCCUGUCUCUCUGGGGAAUUGGAGUCCAGCCUCUGGCCUCCGCCAGGCCAGCUGAAGUGAUGACCCUCCCCCCAGCCAGACUAGUGUGUUCAGGGGACUGCCUCCCCUGCCAUGACAAACUGCCCAGAUCGCAGCCAGGCCAGGCACCUUGGCCCUCACCUUCCACCUAGGCCUGGCCCCACAGGGCUGGUCCUGAAACAGGGCUGAGAAAUGGCCUCCCCUGCAAAGCCUGCUCUGACACGGG